Messenger RNA from Hypoxylon fragiforme, 1951 nucleotides. RefSeq names its product phosphoglycerate mutase-like protein. The record is from RefSeq and is a predicted model, not a curated record. Gene Ontology annotation, molecular function: acid phosphatase activity. Lineage: Eukaryota; Fungi; Ascomycota; Sordariomycetes; Xylariales; Hypoxylaceae. The transcript has a single exon. Bases 487 to 1914 code for a protein of 475 amino acids.
UAACGGCCCCCAUACCGAUUUGCAUAGGGCCGUUCUAAGCCCUGCUUAGGUGCUUUGGGCUGCUAGAUCAAUAGGUAGCCCGCGAGCCUAAAACGAAACAGCAUAUUGUACAUAGUUACAAUCUGUCGUUAAGAUCUUCACGAAUGGAUAACACAUGUAAAAAGGCAACAUUAUGUACUAGGUAAACAUUACGAGAAAGCAGUUGUAUAGGUGCCUAGGUAUGAAAGGGCGUGUAUUCCAGAACUCAUUACGUACCUAGUACUGAGUACAAUAGCACUGUCCUUGAUGUCAGUGGCCACCACGAAACACUGCCCAGAGAGCUCAGUGAAGAUCGCACCAAUGAUAAGAGCCUUAGGCCCCCUCAUUAAUAGAGGCAACCUGAUAUGGCAGCAAUAAUUUACCCCUCGUGUGCUUGGAGCAUCUUCUUUGCCAAAUACCUACCUAAUAACUAAACUCUACUCUUCCAAUCUUUACCAACCUCCCAACAUGGAAGACGAGAAAACAAAAUUACUAGAUAAAGAAGAGCUUCACGCCAAGCCCCGGUGGCAGCGUCGUGGAAAUCGACGAUGGAGCAUCGUUUUGAUCCUAGGGCUAGCGUUAGCAGCAAUCCUACUAUCACAAGUAACGGACAUCAUCUCGAUACCCUCCUCCCUGAGCCACCACCGGAAAAAGUUCAACUUGUAUGAGCACCUAGGCCACCGCUCCCCCAUCUUCGUCCCCCCCAACACGCCCGCAUCACUCCACUCAGGCACACCACCAGACUGCACCGUCUCCAAAGCCUUCCUCAUCCACCGCCACGGCAGCCGGCACCCGCACGCCUCCGAGCUCGCCGUCGUCGACCACCUAUCCUCCUACAUCGCCACGCACCGCACCCUGUUCUCGCACCCGCGCGCCCAUCCCCCGCACUCCUGGGCCUUCCUCGCGCAGGGCAGCUGGGACGGCUCCUUCUUCCACACGGACCACCUGACCGCCUCGGGGCGCAAGCAGCUGUUCGACCACGGCGUCGCGCUGCGCCUGCACCACCCAUCGCUGUACACCGACAGCCACGUGGUGGCCGGCGACGAGGACCGCGUGGUCGAGUCCGCGCGCUGGUUCAUGGACGGGUACUACGGGCGCGCGUCGAACGCGACGGCGUCGCUGCGCGUCGUCGGCGAGGGCGCCGACACCGUCAGCUGGAUCACGCCGCACGCGUCGUGCCCGCGGUGGAGCGAGCGGCUCGGCGAGGACGUGCUGCCGCGCUGGCGCGAGGUCUAUCUGCCGCCCAUCGCGGCGCGCAUUAACCGUGCGCUUGGCAAGGCGUACCCGGGGGUUGGGUUUACGGCCGAGCACGUGCAGGGCAUGUUCUACGCGUGCGCGUACGGGACGGCGGUGCAGGGGAUCGGGUCGUCGCCGUGGUGCGAGGUGUUCCUGCCGAGGGAGAUCCUGGAGAACGAGUACGAGUCCGACCUGCUCAUGCGCGGGUUCGCCGGGUACGGGCUACCGGGCGACAUGGGCGCUGUGCUGGGGAGUCUGCUGGUCGGCAAUGUGACGGCCUUUCUGCAGAGCGGGGAAGCCCCGAAUCUUUCGUUGGGCUUUGGCCACGACAAGACGAUUGCGAUGGGGUUGACGGCGCUGGGGCUUGCGUUUGAUAAGGCUUACCCGGUUGAGGGACCGGUGGACCCGAAGAGGGCGUGGAGAGCGGCGAAACAGAUGCCGUUUGCGGCGUCCAUGUUCUGGAAGAGGUUGGAGUGCAAGCAUAAGGACAGGAUCCAGCUGGUAUUGGACGGCGCGAAUUUCGGGUUAGGGCCGACUGGUUGUAAGACCGAUAAGUACGGGACGUGUGCGUUAGAGGAUUUUGUCAGCACGGGUAAAGUGCAAGCGGCGCUCAACUUUAGGCAUGGCGACGAUCGGUGGAGAGAAGCCUGUUUGGUCUAAACGUCGGAGUUUAUCACCUUUCCAAUGGUAUAACGUG